AAGCAAGACGCCAAGCUCGGACCGGGAUUUGUCUCGUAAGUACCCAGACACAACCUCAGCAGCUCCAGAGCAAGAAAGAAGCAGAAGAAGGACGGAGAAGUGUUUCGGGUAAGAGCACAAGGACUUACGAAGAAGAAAGAAAGAAAGCAGAACAACCCCUUUGCCAAAUCAUUCCGUCGAACGUUCGAGGUUAGACGCAAGGUCUGGUUAUUGUGCCCAUUAACAUCCACGCAAAAGAUAUGAUCCGUCAGUUCCAACGCUGGUAACUUUUCGUGUGAACCCGCAAGACAUUUUUUCCCCAGCUAUUCUUGUGCACAUCACAAUGGAUGAUUUUUACGAUGAAUUUGGCAACUAUAUUGGCGAAGUGGGAGAAUCGGAUGAGGAAUCCGCUCAUCAUGAAGGUGCUGAACCUCAAACGUUCACCUUCGAGGAGGCUUUUGCGGGAGAUGACGAUGAUGAGGCCAGUGAUCAUCAAUUGAUGGAAGUGGACGAAGGUCCUUCAAACGCUGUUAUCCUUCAUGAAGAUAAACAGUAUUACCCGAGUGCCCAGCAAGUGUACGGGAAGGAUGUUGAGACUCUUGUUCAGGAGGAGGACGCUCAACCUCUUUCAGAACCUAUAAUUGCACCAGUUCAACAGAAAAAGUUCGCAAUCGAAGAAGCUGAGCUGCCGCCGGUUCACUACUCCAGAGAGUUCAUGAUGGAUUUGCUCAACUUUCCGGAACAGAUAAGGAAUAUAGCAGUUGUUGGUCAUUUACAUCACGGCAAGACGGCUUUUAUGGACAUGCUUGUCACGCAGACCCAUGAUAUCGCCGAUCGUCUGGAGAAACGAGCCGGGAGGCGGAGUCAAGAACAACUCCGUUAUACCGAUGUUCACUUUUUAGAGAGGGAAAGGGGUCUCUCUAUCAAAGCGGCGCCCAUGAGCUUGGUCCUCCAAGGCACGAGAGGCAAAUCCCAUCUUUUCAACAUCCUUGACACGCCAGGGCAUGUGAAUUUUGUUGAUGAGGUGGCUGCCGCAUGUCGGCUAGCUGACGGUGUCGUGCUGGUAGUCGACGUUGUCGAAGGUGUGCAAGCGAACACUGAGCAGAUUAUCAAGCACGCUAUACUCGAAGACCUCCCGCUCACGCUAGUCUUGAACAAGAUGGACCGCUUGAUAUUGGAGCUUAAGAUACCGCCCAAUGACGCUUACUUCAAAUUGAAGCACGUCGUCGAAGAGGUUAACACUAUUAUUGAGAAUACCUUGCCGGGUCAGGGCGAAUUAAGACGACUUAGCCCGGAACGGGGCAAUGUUUCCUUUGCAUGCGCCUCUAUGGGGUGGUGCUUUACCUUACAUUCAUUUGCUAGGAUGUAUGCAGAGACCUACCCUCAGAUUGAGUCCUUUGACCUCAGUCAACGCCUCUGGGGAGACAUUUUCUACAACCCUAGGAGUCGAAAAUUCACACGAAAAGGUUUGGAAGACCAAUCAAAGAGGGCGUUUGUAAAAUUUGUUCUGGAGCCUAUCUACAAGCUUUAUUCGCACACUCUAAGCGAAAGUCCUGAAGACCUCAAGGAAACUCUGUCCAGUGUCGGUAUUGAUCUCAAACCGUCACAGCUGAAGUUUGACGCAAAAGCCCUACUUCACCUAGUUUGCGAUAAAUUCUUUGGCCCUGCAACAGGAUUCGUGGAUAUGAUACUCCAGCACGUACCUUCUCCUGCAGACGGUGCACGGAAGAAGUUGGAGCGCCAUUACACAGGGCCCUUGGACACACGAAUUGCGGCGGCCAUGGCUGCGUGUAACCCUGAAGGUCCACUUGUUGUACAUGUCACAAAGCUCUUUACUAGCACAGAUGCGUCGAAAUUCCACGCAUUCGGAAGGAUCAUGAGUGGCACAGUCAGCCCUGGCCAACAGGUUCGUGUGCUUGGUGAAGGCUAUACACCCGAAGACGCGGAGGAUAUGGCUGUUGCAACGAUCUCUGACACCUGGAUUGCGGAGACUUCUUAUAGCAUCCCAACAACCGGGGUUCCUGCCGGCAAUCUAGUUCUUCUAGGGGGUGUGGACAAUUCCAUCGUGAAGACAGCAACUCUUGUGCCUCUUCGGCUGGAUGACGAUGAGGACGCCUACAUCUUCAGCCCAAUUCGGCAUAUGACUGAAUCUGUAUUCAAGGUCGCCGUUGAGCCAGUCAAUCCAUCUGAAUUGCCUAAGAUGCUUGAUGGUCUUCGUAAGGUGAACAAGAGCUACCCCUUGGUUUCGACCAAGGUGGAGGAGUCUGGUGAACACGUGCUUCUAGGGACCGGUGAGCUCUACAUGGACUGCGUACUUCAUGAUCUUCGGAAGUUAUUCUCAGAGAUGGAAAUCAAAGUCUCGGAUCCUGUUACCCGCUUUUGCGAGACUGUUGUUGAGACGUCAGCUAUCAUGUGCUAUUCUAUCACUCCAAACAAGAAGAACAAGAUCACCAUGAUUGCAGAGCCUUUGGAUGAUGGGAUUGCCGAGGAUAUUGAGAGCGGCAGGGUCAGCAUCAAGGAUCCGAUCCGCAAAGUGGCUCGCUUCUUUGAAGAAAAGUACGAAUGGGACAAAUUGGCAGCGCGAAGCAUCUGGGCGUUCGGUCCAGAUGAAAUGGGUCCCAAUAUUCUGCAGGACGACACCCUACCUUCUCAAGUCGACAAAAAACUCCUCGGCAGUGUCAGGGAUUCCAUCACCCAGGGGUUCAGCUGGGGCACGAGGGAAGGGCCUCUCUGUGAAGAACCGAUCCGUAACACGCGUUUCCGACUCACCGAUGUCUCGCUUGCCGAUCAAGCUAUCUACAGAGGGGGUGGCCAAAUCAUUCCCACGUCUCGGCGGGCCAUUUACUCUUCCUUUUUAAUGGCAUCACCACGUCUGAUGGAACCCAUAUACUCUUGCACAAUGACGGGCCCUGCAGAUGCGGUCGCAUCGGUGUACACCGUCCUAUCUCGAAGGAGAGGCCACGUGCUUUCUGAUGGGCCAAUUGCAGGGACACCACUUUAUUCCGUCCGCGGCUUGGUGCCAGUGAUAGAUUCUUUUGGGUUUGAGACAGACCUCAGAAUUCAUACCCAGGGCCAAGCAGCCGUCAGUCUCGUUUUUGACAAAUGGAGUGUUGUCCCAGGAGAUCCGCUGGAUCGUGAAGUCAAGGUAAAACCGUUGGAGAUGGCCCCUGCAAUGGCCACCGCUCGCGAUUUUGUUCUCAAGACUAGAAGGCGCAAGGGUCUAGCAGAAGAUGUUACAGUGAGCAAGUUCUUGGAGCCAGACCUCUGGAGGGGAUUGAAAGAAAGUGGGGUUUUGGACCCGUGAAAGACUACUACCACAAUGUGCCGAGAUAGCAACUACACAUCGCAAGUUGUACUUGAAGUCACC
Molecule: messenger RNA, 3346 nt
Organism: Aspergillus homomorphus CBS 101889
Lineage: Eukaryota; Fungi; Ascomycota; Eurotiomycetes; Eurotiales; Aspergillaceae
Product: 116 kDa U5 small nuclear ribonucleoprotein component
Exons: 4
Coding region: 323-3283 (986 amino acids)
Biological process (GO): mRNA splicing, via spliceosome
Cellular component (GO): U2-type catalytic step 2 spliceosome; U4/U6 x U5 tri-snRNP complex; cytosol
Molecular function (GO): GTPase activity; GTP binding; translation elongation factor activity
Source: RefSeq, a predicted model, not a curated record